CCAACUUUUCAAACUUCCUGAUGAUCUUUGGUCCAAGGCAAUGACAGCUCCGUUUCUCCACAAAAAAAUCUUAAACUCCGAAGUUUUACAUGAUAGCAUAGCUUAAUAUACAUAGUUAACUUCUCAUCAUAUCGUGUUCAGCAUUGUCCAAAGAAUGCACGAAGGAAUAAUUUUACUGGGUAUUCAAAAGUGACCGCCGGCGGAAGCCAAGCUAGUUGCUUUAGACUAGCCCUAUUUGCUAACAGCGCAAGUUAACAUCGUCAACGUGGAAAGAAGGAUGUGGGUAUGCUGACCGCUGCAACAUCUACAUACCAGUCAGAUUUAAUGACACGAACUCUCAACAGUUGCUGCAAAGAGCAUGGAAUGUAGAGAAGAGAGUUCUGUCUUGGGCACUGUAGUGUCCACUGUGUAGCGCUACUUCACUACUUUGCGUGGCCAGAGGGGGCGCCAGAAGGAGGCCGGCGAUGAGGGUGCGCUGCUCACGCAAGCUCAACCUCCUGACUAAGACCUUCUUCCUCAUCUGCGUCCUGUGGCUGGCCUACGUGUUCCUGGCCCCCGCGUCCUCCUCCGCCUCCGGGGCCGCGGGAGAGGAUGGUGGGGGACGCUCCCUGCGGCAGUUUGCCUCGCUGGGGGGGGAGGAUGGGGGGAGGGCGGCGGAGCAGCUGACCAGGCCCGUUUACGUGAAGGCGCCGGCGGACAGCAACGCGCCCGGGGAGUGGGGGAAGGCCACUAGGCUUAACCUGGGGCCCGAGGAGAAGAAGCUGGAGGAGGACAGCGUGGAGCGCUACGCCAUCAACAUCUACGUCAGCGACAAGAUCUCCCUGCAUCGACACAUCCAGGACAACAGGAUGUACGAGUGUCGAGCGAAGAUAUUUGACUACCGUCACCUGCCCACCACGUCCGUCAUCAUAGCGUUCUACAACGAGGCGUGGUCCACCCUGCUCAGGACCAUCCACAGUGUGCUGGAGUCCACCCCCGCCAUCCUGCUGAAGGAGAUCAUCCUCAUCGACGACUUCAGCGAGCGAGUCUAUCUGAAGUCUCAGCUGGCUGAGUACAUCAGCAACCUGGAGCGCGUGCGCCUCAUCCGCACCAACAAGAGGGAGGGGCUGGUGAGGGCGAGGCUCAUCGGCGCCACCUACGCCACAGGAGACGUCCUGACCUUUCUGGACUGCCACUGCGAGUGCGUCCCUGGCUGGAUCGAGCCUCUGCUGGAGAGGAUUGGUGAGAACAAGAGCACCAUUGUCUGUCCGGUCAUUGACACCAUCGACUGGAACACCUUUGAGUUCUACAUGCAGACGGACGAGCCCAUGAUCGGGGGCUUCGACUGGAGGCUUACCUUCCAGUGGCACGCCGUCCCCGAGGCCGACCGCAACAGACGCAAGUCUCGAAUCGAACCCAUUAGGUCUCCUACCAUGGCGGGUGGACUGUUUGCUGUGAGCAAGGCCUACUUUGAGUACCUGGGUACCUAUGAUAUGGGCAUGGAGGUGUGGGGAGGAGAGAACCUGGAGCUCUCCUUUAGGGUCUGGCAGUGCGGGGGCAGCCUGGAGAUCCACCCCUGCUCCCACGUGGGCCACGUCUUCCCCAAGAAGGCCCCCUACGCCCGGCCCAACUUCCUCCAGAACACCGUCCGGGCCGCCGAGGUCUGGAUGGACUCCUACAAGCAGCACUUCUACAACAGGAACCCACCGGCCCGGAAGGAGUCUUAUGGGGACAUCUCAGAGAGGGUUGUGCUGAGGGACAGGUUGAAGUGUCAGAGCUUCGACUGGUACCUGAGGAACAUCUACCCUGACCUGCAUGUUCCUGAGGACCGAGAGGGCUGGCACGGAGCCGUUCGUAACUCUGGGAUCCAUUCAGAGUGUCUGGACUACAAUUCCCCAGAGCACAGUCCUACAGGAGCGCACAUCUCUCUGUUCGGUUGUCACGGACAGGGAGGCAACCAGUACUUUGAGUACACAUCACAGAAGGAGAUCCGCUUCAACUCGGUGACAGAGCUGUGUGCUGAGGUGCUGGAGGGCCAGACCCACGUGGGGAUGAGGCACUGCCCUCGUGACAGACUCCCCAGGCCUCCCUCCAUCAUCUGGGAGUUCAGAGACGAUGGCAGCAUCUACCACCCUCUCUCCGACUCCUGCGUCACGUCCUACCGCACCAAUGAGGGACGCACAGACAUCCAGAUGAAGAAGUGCUCCCCUGCAGACAAGAACCAGCGCUGGACGUUUGAGUGGUGACAGGAAACAGGACGCAGGAAGCCACAUUGCAAGUGACCUUUUGACCUUGUGUGACGGCCUCUGUGGUGCGUUCUCCUGAAACGCAUUUUAAUGAACAGAAAGAUUUCGCAGUUCAACGACAAGAUGUUUUAGCGAAGCAAGGACUUUUAUGAUGCAAGUCUUGUGGGAACUUUUUUAAACCAUGACUGAGGUAAAAUCCACGAGGCCUGUUUCCUGUUUGACAGUGUACAGUAUCCCUUCCGGUGCCUUCGUCAGAUGCAAAAGAGGCCAGACCACACCUGAAGUGCCAAUAUUUCUACCCAUCAUUGUUAUUUCUGUAUAUACAAACACACAUUUUGUUUGUAUUCGCUUUUAGACUGUUCUCUCUUGUGCUAUACUAGACAGGUCUGUAAACCUUGUGCCUUGAAACCUGAGGGGGUCUUCAUCUUCCUUAAGUACUCCUUGACUAGGAAGCUCAUUACAUUUCUGAUGCAGAAAAAUUCUCUCAUCAAUGUUUUGAUGUCAAAACCUGUCACACAUCAGCUGAUCAAAUUCUACUUGCAAUAAUGUUUUAAGAAUGUCCAAGGGUGAUAGGAAAUGUAUCUACAGUCAUAUACUAUUCUCUCGUUCUAUAAUCACUCUUGGGUCUACACGCUUACUCUUAAGCAGUAUCUACUUUAAGUGAAAGAUUACUCUGAGACGGUGUGAUGUCUUUGAGAUAUUAGUGUAUGGCCUAUGACUGUACAGAAUGCUGUGAGAUUAACGAGGGUGUGGAAUCAUGGGAGAGUGAUACGCUGUUGGGAGCAGAACUACACUGAUCUGACUCAGCACUAUGUCUCAGGAGACUCUCAGGAGUGGACUCCAGGCUGGAACAAGACUUGAAGACGUCUGUUGAGUUUUUUUUAAGCUCAACGUGGAAUUUGACCAGAGGAAGACCCAGUGAGAAGACACACCUCAAAGUCAGACCUCUGCAGCCUAACGGGCAGACCUCGCUUUAGCACACGGGGUUCCUGCUAUUGACCGUAGAUCUGACAAGUUCAUUUCAAAGAAUCAUGUGUCACUCCCCAAACUUGAAAUUAUUUUCACCAGAAUUCUGCUAUAUCCACCCUCCCUUCUAAACUGGGAUGUCUUUGGGUUCUUCUAAUGGGGCUUGAUGGGGUUUUUGUGGACUAAAAGAACAUACAUUAGAUCUUCAUAAGAAAAGACUUGAUGUAACUUGAUUCUUAUUUUUUGCAGUUGAAGUGCUUGUUGAUUUCUUUGUACUGCAGGUGAUUUGAUAUAAUAAGUCUUUUGUGGUGUUUUGCACUUUAUGGCUUUUUGAAAUGUUUUUAUUUGUUAAGGAAUGGUUGAUCCUAGAAAACAACUCUUUACGAUGUAUUUUCUUUUCUGUUGCUUUUUGUAAAUGAUUUAAUGCAAAUGAUAAGGGAAUUGUGCGUGUUUGAACUACUAAUGAAGCACAAGAGAUUGAGAAGAUAAUCACAUUAUGAAAUAUCAUUAUGAAAAUGACGUUUGUUAUAUUUUACAUUUAUGCAUUUAACAGACAUUUGUUGUGAAUUUCGGAAGGCAGAUGGAUGCUUUAAAACUGAAAAUUAAAUUGGCAGAGUAUCAACGCUUUUAUAUGUACACACGGUUCUAAGUGGGCAUCCUUGCAUUGCAUGGGAAUAUCAAGUGUCGAUAACAGUCGAGCCUUUGUGUUUGCGCCAUCUAGUGGCACGAGAGCUUCUAUGAAAAAAGUGCUUUUUGUCAAGAUGCCAUAGAUGUCCUCAUGCAUAGAAAAAUAAAACACUCCGGUUGCCUUGUC
Hypomesus transpacificus is the source of this 4005-nucleotide messenger RNA. RefSeq names its product POC1 centriolar protein homolog B (Chlamydomonas), like (gene galnt4). The coding region runs from base 465 to 2225 and encodes 586 amino acids. Gene Ontology annotation, cellular component: Golgi apparatus. The record is from RefSeq and is a predicted model, not a curated record. The transcript is spliced from 11 exons. Lineage: Eukaryota; Metazoa; Chordata; Actinopteri; Osmeriformes; Osmeridae.